AUGGAGAAGUCGAGUAGCGAGGAUUCUUCGAUCCACCGGAGUCCAUCUUUGGACAGCAAGGACUCGGACUUUGCCAAACCGUCCACCUCUGGCCGCCCGUUCGGCCGCGGCUUCACGGCUGGCGCCUUCUACGGCACCGCGGGUUCGCGGGGUCAGAGCCGCACGGAGGCCGGCAUUAAGACUGACAAGUACAAUGCGCCCAAAGGCAGCAAGUACGUGGUGUUUUACCUGGACCUGUCCUUUGUGUUCCUCCUAGAAUUUAAGAAGUGCAACAUGGCCAGAGGCUGUCUCUGCUGCUUGAAGUACAUGAUGUUCCUCUUCAAUUUGAUAUUCUGGCUCUGUGGCUGUGGGCUGCUCGGAGUGGGCAUCUGGCUCUCCGUGUCCCAAGGCAACUUUGCCACCUUCUCCCCCAGCUUCCCCUCGCUGUCUGCGGCCAACCUUGUCAUCGCAAUAGGCACCAUCGUCAUGGUGACAGGCUUCCUGGGCUGCCUGGGGGCCAUCAAGGAAAACAAGUGUUUGCUUCUCAGUUUCUUCAUCGUCUUGUUGAUCAUCCUGCUGGCAGAGCUGAUUCUGCUCAUCCUCUUCUUCGUCUACAUGGACAAGGUGAACGAGAAUGCCAAGCAGGACCUGAAAAGGGGGCUGCGGCUGUACAACACCGAGAACAACGUGGGGCUCAAGAACGCCUGGAAUAUCAUCCAGGCCGAGAUGCGGUGCUGUGGGGUCACUGACUACACAGACUGGUACCCAGUGCUCGGGGAGAACACAGUUCCUGAUCGAUGCUGCAUGGAGAAUUCCCAGGGCUGUGGCCGCAACAGCACCACUCCCUUGUGGAGAACGGGCUGCUAUGAGAAAGUGAAACUGUGGUUUGAUGACAAUAAGCACGUGCUGGGCACCGUGGGCAUGUGCAUACUCAUCGUGCAGAUCCUAGGAAUGGCCUUUUCCAUGACUCUGUUCCAGCACAUCCACCGGACGGGUAAAAAGUACGAUGCCUGAGUGUUUGGCAGCGCCUGGCUCCACCCGGACACUGUAUGUGCCAGGGAAGAGGACCUGAGUUGUGUCUCCUGCCUGCUCUCCGAUGGCCACCCUGCACCACCUGCCAGCCUGCACUCUCCUGCCCACAUCCUUGGCCUUAGACUUCAUGGAGGGCAGAAGCCCAAGGAGAAGGCAUCGUGCAGAGACCUCAGGGCUUGGGCACCUGGAUUCCUGCACCUGCAUACUUGCCAAAGACGCCAGGGUGGGCAGGGUGUCAACGAGGAAGCCCCGACGAUGUGUUUCUGCCUCUGGCCUUCCUCACAUUGACACUUGUUCCUGUGUGGGGUGGAGAGUCUGCCCCAGGGAGGCCACUGCCGUCCAUGGCUGCCCAGCCAGAGAGCCUGCCAGGGUGCAGUGUGGCACCGUCAGGUCAGGCCCCCUGGAGCACCCUGCCCAGGUUUUUAUACUAUAGUGUAACUUUUUUUUUUAAUUUUACUCUGAUUAUGAUUAUUCAGGAAUAUUAUCUCUCAGAUAAGUUUAGGGUUAGCUUUCUGAUUUAUAACUUUUUACUGUGUUGAUUUCCAUAACGGUUUGAGUUUCCUUUUCCUGUGGGUGGGGAUGGUUAGGGAGAAAGGACCUCCAUCCGCUUUCAGUCAGGACACACCACUGUGCAACACUCACGAGGCUGAGGGUGAGAAGUGCCAGCCUUUUCCCUAGGACUCACCUCGAGGGAGAGGGUACAGCCAUGAUACGGGGCCCUGCCAGGCCUGGAGACCAUGGAUGGAGCCAGAGGAGGCUGGUGGGAUACAGAGCAUGGGCAUCCAACUCUGGGGUGAGAGGAUGCUGCCUGAACCAGGGAGCCACAUCAGCAGGGCAUGCUUAGGUCAGGGGAAAUGCUUUGUUGGGAGGAGAGGCAGUCAGAACAGUCUGUGGCAUCUCCUCCUCCCCUCUUCCUCCUCUUCCUCCUCUUCCUCUUCUUCUUCUUUAUCCCCUUCCCCCUCUUCCUCCCUCAGUCCUCUGCCGGCUUCCCUCCUGACCCACAAACAUCCUGCAUCCCAGAUGGUCACUCUCACACAUUCCUGCUGCAAAUUCCUCUGGUUCAGACCCUGCUCUACUUACCCUGGUCUGGACAGUGGAAGCAGACAUGUUCCUCUGCCCAGACUGUCAGAGUCUCAGGACUACCCAGGAAGGGAGGCAGAGCUGGCAUCCAUGGCCAGCCCUACCAGACUCACUCAGUUGCUUACUGCCCUGCCGAGGAGAAAGAAAAGGGCCAUGUGGGUCUCAGGACCAUUCCUCCUUAGGAUCCACUGCUGUCCACACUGCGGGACAGGCAUCAUAUUCCAUGGAACCUCAAAGAUACAAGAUACAGAAACUCUGAGAAGUCAGUCUUCUGUUGCCCCCACAGCACUGGAGAGAAGGCCCUCAUUAGAUGCCCAGUGCUUGGCAUGGGAGAUGGAGGCAGGUUUUAUCUCAAGCUGUAGCAGGAGUCUUGCUGGCACUGAUACCCACCGUGUCCUUCCAUAAAGACAAGGGCCUGUGGGACUGGCCGAGCACCCACUGGGAUCCAGAGCACCUCAUUCUCAGGCCUUCAUGUGGUAGCUGCUUUUCUCGUGCCAUUUGGUUCUUUCCCACUAUUUCCCACCAGGCCAGGUCCUCCCUGAUCUCGUCAUGAUAUCCAACCAACCUAUAACCCCUCUGACCUCCUUGAAUAACAGACAGUGGAUGACCAGGGGUGUGGAACUUUCAAUAUGUUCAAGAUUCAAGUUUUGGAGGUGAGAGAGGAGAACAGGGAGCUCUCAGCAGAUUGGUCCCAGAAGUUGCCAGUUCCAGGAGGUGGAAUUGUGGUCUAUUGGAGGAAUGGCAGCCACUUCCCUGGAACCUCCAAAAUGCAGAGUUCAGGUAGACCCAUUAAACAGUCAGAAAACAAGCGUGGCACCUGCUGCAUUAUGGAUAGGGUGGGUUUGUUUAUGCCCAUCUAUGGGUGUUUAAACUUUCAUUAACAUCAACAUUGAGGUCCCAGUACUCUAGGAGGCACUUCCCCUCCCUGCCUCGUCACAGCUCUAGAGUGCUUCAGGGUGGUGCUGGUCCCUGGAGCCUUAGCCAAAGUCCCCCACCCUCACCAUGCCCACAUCGCCUGCCUGUUCAGCAGAGCCAGAUCAUAAGUCCCAAACCGCCUUUUUUUUGGUUUUAGCUGUGUGUGGCUGUGUAGUCAUCUGCAGAGUCUUCAUGGGGCAGAGGUCUCCAGGCACAGAGAGGAUGUCUUGAGACCCUUGCUUAUCUUGGGGGAAUGGCCCUUAUAUGCUAAUGAAGACCACACCGAGUAAGGCCAGAGGAGGUGCCUCAGGUCUUCUCCGAUACUCUUGGCUCUGAGCUCACUGAGGUCCUGCCACCAGACCUCCUUUACCUGUGGCCUCCCUGGCCUAAGACAGAGCCAUUUCCUUCAGGUCCCGCACAAGCAAUUUACAGACCUGACUCAGAAAGUCCUCAUGGUUUGCAAAUGACCUCAAGGAAAUGCCUGACAUAGCCCCUGGCAUUUCUCCACAGCCAACUGACUGGCAGUGGGGCUCAGAGGGUAGGGUCUGGAAACUGCUCUCCAUGACUGACAGAUGUCAGGUACAUGUCUCCUUGCACCUCUAUACUCUGAGCUGGCACAGAGUCAUUCUGUGUCUCCACCAGUCUGGACCAGCACCUCAGCUGUCCCCCUUGCACACUGCUCUGACCUGACUUAGAAUUAAGUGGUCAAGCCUCCAGCUCACUUCAGGUGGAUGGAAUUGGUUGUCCUCUCCUCUCUGGACCCCUGCCCACCCUCUGGUGGAGGUGCUAACUAGCAGGGACAUGGCACAGGACAGGGAGCUGGGUGCCAGAUGCUUGGGGUCUGUUCUUUGCCCCACGACCCCUGGCAUCCCUUCUCAUGUUCCUGUUUUCUCAUUUCCCUCCCCUCCUCCACGAUGGUGGCGUUCUGGCCUCCCCUCUCUGAGUGGGCAUCUGGAGGAGUGAGGCCUUUGGGCCUCCACUUGCCUUGCUGCCCCUGGGUGGCCAGAGAGCCAGGAGUGCACGCUUAUUGGUUUCGAAUGCACUUUCUGCUUGCAAUGCCUUGUCUGCAUUUCCUUCAUCCCAGGUCCCGCUUUAACGAACACCAUGUUUUUAGCAUGUUUUUAAAUAAAAACUGAUCAUGUGUCAAAAGCA
Messenger RNA from Grammomys surdaster, 4158 nucleotides. It is a transcript of the gene Tspan9, whose product is annotated as tetraspanin 9. Gene Ontology annotation, cellular component: membrane. Lineage: Eukaryota; Metazoa; Chordata; Mammalia; Rodentia; Muridae. The record is from RefSeq and is a predicted model, not a curated record. Bases 1 to 993 code for a protein of 330 amino acids. The transcript is spliced from 7 exons.